AUGCAGAUCUUCGUCAAGACCCUUACCGGCAAGACCAUCACUCUCGAGGUCGAGUCCUCUGACACCAUCGACAACGUGAAGUCCAAGAUUCAGGACAAGGAGGGUAUCCCUCCCGACCAGCAACGCUUGAUCUUUGCCGGCAAGCAGCUUGAGGACGGCCGCACCCUCUCCGACUACAACAUCCAGAAGGAGUCUACCCUCCACUUGGUUCUCCGCCUUCGUGGUGGUAUGCAGAUCUUCGUCAAGACCCUCACUGGCAAGACCAUCACCCUUGAGGUCGAGUCCUCUGACACCAUCGACAAUGUCAAGUCCAAGAUCCAGGACAAGGAGGGUAUCCCUCCUGACCAGCAACGCUUGAUCUUUGCCGGCAAGCAGCUUGAGGAUGGCCGCACCCUUUCCGACUACAACAUCCAGAAGGAAUCUACCCUUCAUUUGGUCCUUCGACUCCGUGGUGGUAUGCAAAUCUUUGUCAAGACCUUGACCGGAAAGACCAUCACACUCGAGGUCGAAUCAUCCGAUACCAUUGACAACGUCAAGUCCAAGAUCCAGGAUAAGGAGGGCAUUCCUCCCGAUCAGCAGCGUUUGAUUUUCGCCGGAAAGCAGCUUGAAGAUGGUCGCACUUUGUCCGACUACAACAUCCAGAAGGAGUCGACUCUCCACCUCGUCCUUCGUCUGCGCGGAGGUAUGCAAAUCUUUGUCAAGACCUUGACUGGAAAGACAAUCACGCUCGAGGUUGAGUCUUCGGACACGAUCGACAACGUUAAGUCCAAGAUUCAAGACAAGGAGGGUAUCCCUCCUGACCAGCAGCGUCUUAUUUUUGCCGGAAAGCAGCUGGAGGACGGUCGCACCCUGAGCGAUUACAACAUUCAGAAGGAGUCGACGCUCCACCUUGUCCUCCGUCUGCGUGGCGGUCAGUAAGCGAUGGCCUCGGUACAUAUGGAAACUGCCUGUUUCAAGGCACCGGCGUUCAUGGGUUAUGAUUAAGGGAUAUGGCAUGGAUGAACUUUUCACACAUACCUAAGCAUUAGCUAGGAACCUUGCGCUCACGAAAGCGCUUCAAUACCAGACUCUAUUUGAAGUCAAUCUCUUUUCCUCGUUCCGCACCCUAACUUCGUGAUUGGAUAGGUAGAGUUUACAUGUGAGCUGCAUUGGUCUCUUAUCAGUGACGUACACAGUGGAGCCGUCCAUGCGACAGCGGGGCAGGCAGGUCACAGUGAAAUCCUCCCACAGUAUCCGUAGCUACUGGAGCCUUGCAUCCAAAUUG
This is a messenger RNA of Colletotrichum navitas, 1264 nucleotides long. RefSeq names its product polyubiquitin. Gene Ontology annotation, cellular component: nucleus; cytoplasm. Gene Ontology annotation, molecular function: protein tag activity; ubiquitin protein ligase binding. NCBI's taxonomy places the organism in Eukaryota, Fungi, Ascomycota, Sordariomycetes, Glomerellales, Glomerellaceae. The transcript is spliced from 3 exons. Bases 1 to 918 code for a protein of 305 amino acids. The record is from RefSeq and is a predicted model, not a curated record. Gene Ontology annotation, biological process: protein ubiquitination; modification-dependent protein catabolic process.